ACUGUCUAAUAAUAUGAGCAGAUUGCUCAUUACGCACCACUUCCGGUUAUGAAUCCCAACACAGAGCCACCAUCACAAUUAGCACCGCCUCAGCCCCCUCAGCCCCACCGUCCAUCCACCUCCUGUGACCGACACCCCGACGAGCAUUUCACUGGCUUCUGCCCCUCAUGCCUCUGCGAGCGGCUCGCAGUUCUCGAACCUUCUUCUUCUUCUGCUGCUUCCUCUUCUCGGAAACCCCCCAUCGCAAUAACUACCUCCACCGCCACCGCUGCUCUUAAAGCCAUCUUUAAGCCCUCUGGUGGUGGUCCCAGUAAUAAUUCUUCGAGUCGGUCUAAACCCGGGUUUUUCCCGGAGCUCCGGCGGACGAAGUCGUUUUCUGCUUCGAAGAACGAGGGUUUCUCGGGUGUGUUCGAGCCUCAGAGGAAGUCUUGUGACGUUAGGGUUCGGAGUACGCUUUGGACACUCUUUAAUCAGGACGACGAGAAGAAUCCGCACAAGAAGGAGGCCGGACGCGCGGAGAUUGUAGAGGUUGAGAACAGAAAUUUGGGAUCUUCGGCUAGUGUUCGAGGUCCUGUGUUGGAAGGGAAGGAAGAGGGCGAGACUGAGUACGAGAGCGAGCAGGAGGAUGAUAUCGAGAUCAUCGAGGAGCCCAAUGUGGCUUCAUCCAGUGUGAUUGAGGAGAAAGUUGGAGAAAUCGUGGAGGAGCACGAGCAGGAACCGACUCAGGAAGAAGAGUUGAAGCCCAUGAAAGACCACAUAGAUCUUGAUUCGCAGGCCAAGAAACCCUCCGGUAGAGAUUUCAAGGAGAUUGCGGGUAGUUUUUGGUCUGCUGCUUCAGUAUUCAGCAAGAAAUUGCAGAAAUGGAGGCAAAAGCAGAAGCUCAAGAAGCGCAGAAAUGGAGUGGGUUCUGCAAGAUUGCCAGCGGAGAAGAUUGGGAGACAGUAUAGAGAAACCCAGUCCGAGAUUGCAGAUUAUGGCUACGGUCGAAGGUCUUGCGAUACAGAUCCAAGAUUCUCACUUGAUGCCGGAAGGAUGUCGUUUGACGCGGUCCGGAUGUCUUUUGAUGCGGCCAGGAUGUCAUUUGAUGACCCGAGGUACUCUUUCGACGAGCCUCGAGCUUCUUGGGAUGGUUACUUGAUCGGCAGAACGUUUCCGAGGAUGCCCACCAUGCUUUCCGUCGUGGAGGAUGCUCCGGUUCAAGUUUCGAGGUCAGAUACCCAAAUCCCUGUUGAAGAACCCAUGAAUUCUAUCAAUGAGGAGGAGACAGUUCCCGGAGGUUCUGCACAAACAAGGGACUAUUACUCGGAUUCUUCUUCAAGGAGGAGAAAGAGUCUUGACAGGUCCGGUUCCCUUAGGAAAACGGCGGCGGCGGCUGUGGUGGCGGAGAUGGAUGAAAUGAAGUCGGUUUCCAAUGCAAAGGUGUCCCCUGCAACCGCUGAUUGCAUCAAUGGAGCUAAGUUGGUUGUGCCAGAUAAAGAUUUAAAGGAUUCAAACACAAAUUCUUUGAGGGAUGACUAUUCUGAGACAUUUGAAAUUGGUCUUAGAGAUAAUGCAUCUGUGAUUGGAAAUGGUGAAAGAAAGGCAACAAAGAAGUCUCGGAGUUGGAUUAAGCCAUGGAACAUUUGGGGGUUCAUAUACAGGAGGAGUGUUAACAAAGAUGAGGAUGAAGAUAGGUUCAGUAGAGCCAAUGGUGUGGAGAGGUCAUUUUCGGAGUCUUGGCCAGAGUUAAGAGGGGAAAGGAAUGGAGAAGUGAAAGGGGCUUUUAAUCCAAAGAUUUUGCGAAGCAAUAGCAGUGUAAGCUGGAGGAAUUCAAGUGGUUUUGGUGGACCCUUCGGCAGUGCAAGGAAGAGCAAUGUUGAGAUAAAUGGGCAUGGUAAAAAGAGGAGAGAUGAGUUUGUACUGGAGAGGAACCGAAGUGCUAGGUAUUCACCAAAUAACAUUGAUAAUGGGCUAUUAAGGUUCUACUUGACACCAAUGAGGGGCAGUAGGAGGGGUGGCUCAGGCAAAAGUAGGGUGAAUCAGGCACAUUCUAUCGCGAGGAGCGUACUGAGGCUGUACUGAAUUUGAGGUUGAUAAGGUGUUUCUUUGGUUUAAUGUUGUUAAUUUUACUGCAUUUGUUGUGUAAACCACACAUGAUGCCCGUGUAAUUCUUGGUGGUUGGUUGGAUAUAAAGCACCCUAAAUUUGUUGCCUUUCUUGUGAGUGGCAUGCUUCUUCAUUUAUUCAAAUAACAGCAAUUUUCAGUG
Messenger RNA from Rubroshorea leprosula, 2245 nucleotides. The record is from the annotation of a GenBank genome assembly. Lineage: Eukaryota; Viridiplantae; Streptophyta; Magnoliopsida; Malvales; Dipterocarpaceae.